Molecule: messenger RNA, 2384 nt
Organism: Callithrix jacchus (white-tufted-ear marmoset)
Lineage: Eukaryota; Metazoa; Chordata; Mammalia; Primates; Cebidae
Source: RefSeq, a predicted model, not a curated record
GUCUCGAACUCCUGACCUCAGGUUAUCCCCCUGCCUCAGGCUCCCAAAGGGCUGGGAUUACAGGCAUUAGCCACGGGGCCAGCCAACAUAGAACACUUCUGACAGCAAAUGUGUGGGAGUUUUUUCCCACAUACUAGGCAGUUCUCCAGUGGACACCAGCUGGGUGUUCUGCACUUCAAUUCAGACACUGUGCACCUGGAGCUAGAGUCAGAUCCAACAGGUUAAGGUCUUAGUCCCACAAGACCACUCCCCACCUUGGCCCUGCUGCCACUUCAGAUGUCAAUCAAAAGUAAUAGGUUGUCACCGGUCCUUAAAACUGACCUAUAUGUUGAGGCGCCCAUGACUCCCUCUUUGAGUUUGAUUGAUUUGUCAGGACAGCUCACAGAACUGCUGGAAGCACUUAGGGUUACUGAAUUUUUUGGGCAGUCAGUCCUCAACGUUUUCCAUAGGUUCUUGGAAACUGGGUCAUGAGUGAAAUAAUAUACAGCAGGUACUCAAAUAAUGUUUGGUUCAAUGUGAUGAUUAUUAUUUUGACACAGAGUCUUGCUCUGUUGCCAGGUGGAAUACGGUGGCACGAUCUUGGCUCACUGCAACCUCGCCUCCCGAGUUCAAGCGAUUCACCUGCCCCAGCCUCCCGAGUAGAUGUGAUUACAGGCACCUACCACCACGCCCAGCUAAUUUUUAUAUUUUUAGUAGAGACAGGGUUCCACCAUGUUGGCCAGAAUCUCCUGGCUGUGAUCCACCCACCUUGGCCUCCCAAAGUGCUGGGAUUAGAGGCAUAAGCCUGGCUGUUCAAUGUCAUUUUUUUUUUUUAUGUUGAUGAGGGAAAAAAAGUUGCCAUUUCACUUAAGGCUCCAGUUUCCAAGAAUCUAUUGAUAACAUCAAGUGAGGCUCUGGUGCAUUAAUAAAGGAUAUGAUGGAAGAUACCCAUGGGCAGCCAGAUGAAGAGAAACAUACGAUUGACCUCUAAAGACUCAUGUUGCCUGAAGAAGUCCAGACGAGAAGGAAGGGGAAAGAAAGAGGAGACAGGGAUGGCUCUUCCUCAGGAAAGGUUGACAUUCAGGGACGUGGCCAUAGAAUUCUCCCAGGAGGAGUGGAAGUACCUGGACCCUGCUCAGAGGACUCUAUACAGGAACGUGAUGUUGGAGAACUACAGGAACCUGGUCUCCCUAGCAGGAAUCUCUCUCUCUGAAAUGAAUCUUGUCUCCAUGUUGGAGCAAGGGAAAGAGACCCGGACUGUGGAGAGCGAAGUGAAAAGAACAAAAACAUCAAAUGGUUGGAAAUGCAUCAAAGGUGUGAACACAGGUUUUGGUAUCAGGAUGAUGCUGACGUCAUAAAAUGAGUUACAGCAGCUCCUCUUUGUACCUCUGGUAGAAUCUGGCUGUGAAUCCAUCUGGUCCUGGACUUUUUUUGGUUGGUAGGCUAUUAAUUGCUGCCUCAAUGUCAGAACUUGUUAUCAGUCUUUUCAGGGAUUUGAUUUCUUCCUGGUUUAGUCUUGGGAGGGUGUAUGUGUCCAGGAAUUUAUCCAUUUCUUCUAGAUUUUCUAUUUGUGUAGAGGUGUUUAUAGUAUUCUCUGGGUGGUAGUUUGUAUUUCUGUUGAAUCAGUGGUGAUAUUCCCUUUAUCACUUUUUUAUUGUGUCUGUUUGAUUCUUCUCUCUUUUCUUCUUUAUUAGUCUGGCUAGUGGUCUAUCUAUUUUGUUGAUCUUUUCAAAAAAACAGCUCCUGGAUUCAUUUGUUUUUUAAGAGGGUUUUUCUUGUGUGUACCUCCUUUAGUUCUGCUCUUAGUUAAUUCUUGUCUUCAGCUAGCUUUUGAAUUUGUUUGCUCUUGCUUCUCUAGUUCUUUUAGUUGUGACGUUAGAGUGUCAAUAUUUUAGAUUUUUUCUACUUUCACUUGUGGGCAUUUAGCGCUAUAAAUUUCCCUCUACACACUGCUUUAAAUGUGUCCCAGAGAUUCUGGUUUGUUGUCUUUGUUCUCACUGGUUUCAAAGGACAUCUUUAUUUCUGGCUUAAUUUUGUUAUUUACCCAGUAGUCAUUCUGGAGCAGGUUGUUCAGUUUCCACGUAGUUAUGUAGUUUUGAGUGAGUUUCUUAAUCCUGAGUUCUAAUUUGAUUGCACUGUGGUCUGAGAAACUGUUUGUUAUGAUUUCUGUUCUUUUGUAUUUGCUGAAGAGUGUUUAACUUCCAAUUAUGUUGUCAGCUUUAGAAUAAGUGCAAUGUGGUGCUGAGAAGAAUGUAUAUUCUGUUGAUUUGGGGUGGAGAGUUCUGUAGGUGUCUAUUAGGUCCAUUUGGUCCAGAGCUAAGUUCAAGUCCUGGAUAUCCUUGUUAAUUUUCUCUCUCAUUGAUCUGUCUAAUAUUUUAUUUAUUUAUUUAUUUAUUUUUAAUUGC